Molecule: messenger RNA, 2175 nt
Organism: Rhizophagus irregularis DAOM 181602=DAOM 197198
Lineage: Eukaryota; Fungi; Glomeromycota; Glomeromycetes; Glomerales; Glomeraceae
Source: RefSeq, a predicted model, not a curated record
AUGGGGAAAAAAAGUGAAAAGAAAAAGAAAAAUCAGCAAGUUACUCAACAAGAAGUACCAUCCCCAAGUGGGAAUAAAUCCCCAAUUGUAAAUGGUAUUUCUACUGAGAAUACUGAGAAACAAAAUGUUACUGUAGAAAAUUUAAUUACUGAGAAUGAGAAGUCAAACGAACAAACUAUACCCGAAACAAUAACACAAAAGAGCGAUUUCAAUGAUAAGAAGAAUAACAAAAAGGAAAAGACAAAAUCAAAAAUUUUCAUUGAACCAGCAAUAACUGUGGUUAAACAAAAUGUUGAUGUAUAUGGCAAACAGGCUUUGAAUACAGUUUCUAUUCAAUAUGAAGCUCAUGCUAAACAAUAUGUCAACCCUUUGCUUGAAUCUGCUCAGCCUCAUUUGCAGACUGCAAGAGAAGUGUCUGUCGAAUAUGUAUAUAAUCCAGUUGCAGAAGGACUAACCAAAGUACAAGAGUAUUAUAAUGAUAACGCUAAAGUGCAUGUGGAUAACUAUUAUAGUCAAGCAGUGAAAUUAUCCGCUCCAUAUGUUAGUCAAGCUCAAGAGCAUGUGUCUUAUGUCUAUGAACAAGCUUCAGAGUAUAACAAAAAUACGGUUCGCCCUUGGUAUCACAAAUCGGUUGUUCCUUUUAAAGAUAAAGUUAUUAUUUAUUAUGAUACAAAAAUGGUACCUUUUGUUUAUCAUAUCUUGGAGAUUAUUAAAAACACCUAUCACGAAAAAAUUAUUCCCGCUUACCAUAAUCAUGUUGAACCACAUAUUUUGGAGCUUUUUUUAAAACCUAAGACUGAAAAAGAGACCAAGACUGAAGCGGAAAGGAAAGCCAAAGAAGAGGCUAAUAGGAAGGCUAAGGCAGAAGCGGAAAGGAAAGUCAAAGAAGAGGCUAAUAGGAAGGCUAAGGCAGAAGCGGAAAGGAAAGCCAAAGAAGAGGCCAAUAGGAAGGCUAAGGCAGAAGCGGAAAAGAAAGCCAAAGAAGAGGCCGAUAAGAAGGCUAAGGCAGAAGCGGAAAAGAAAGCCAAAGAAGAGGCCGAUAGGAAGAAGGCCGAAGAGGAAAAGAAAGCCAAAGAAGAGGCCGAUAGGAAAAAGGCCGAAGAGGAAAAGAAAGUCAAAGAAGAGACCGAUAGGAAGAAGGCUGAAGCGGAAAAGAAAGCCAAGGAUGAAGCUAUCAAGGCUGAAACAGUGGCCAUUGCAGCUGCUAAUAAGGCUGUCCGUAAUGCUCUCAAUAAAGAAUUUCCUCUCGUCAAAAAAAAUCUUACUUUAGCUCUCGAUGAUUAUGAAAGGAAAGCUACAUCCAUGGCACAAGAAACUUUACGUGAGAUUGAAGAUAGAAUCGUAUCUUUAAAAAAAUCUGGACCCGAAGAUCUGGUAAAUUUAAAAAAAUUCGUAGAACAAAUCAAGAAGGAUAGCACAAAAGACCGUAAAGCAAAAUUUAACGAAAUAAAAGAUUCGGCGAAGAAAUUAGUAGAUAAUAUUAGAGAAUUGAUCGAAAUUUCGGAAAAAUCAUUAGAUAUACUAGAGGAGGAAAAAUUUGAUGAAUUGAAAAAAGAGUUUAGUAUUAAUCUUGUUUCUCAAAUUUUUACAACUAAAAAUAAUAUUUACGAUCAAGCUGACAAUAAAGAAGUAGAUGAUAAAUUAAAGGCUGAGAUUGAAAUGACAGCCAAUAAUAUUGCUCAAGAAUUAAAUGAAAAUAAGAAUAAUGCUUCGUUAAGAGUUCGGGAAAUCUUUGCAUUAAUUAAAAAUAAGAUAGGUUUAUUGAAGUCUAUUGUAGAUGAUGUAAUUAGAGAUAUUCAUUCUUAUAUUAAAUCAGAGAAAGAAAUUUUAAAAAACGAAACUAACGAAAAGAUACCUGAAAAGAGCGAAGAGAAUGAUAAUAAGAAUAUGGAUGAACCAAUUAUAGAGUCAAAUUCUGUUCAAAACCAAAUACCGGUGCAAGUAGAGAAGCCAACAGUUAAAGAAAAGACAUCAUCUACUCAGGAUCUAGUUUUAGAAAUUCUCAAAGCUCGGCAGGAUCCAGUUUUAGAUAUACUAAAGAAGGGAUAUGAAUUAUUUAAAGCUAACGAGGCAAACGAACCAACAGUAAAGGUUCAAUCUGUAGAUAAUGAAGAUGAUGAGGAUGAUGAGGAUGAUGAAUCUGAAAGCGAUGAAUGUUUAUCAGAUGAUCAAUAA